GCGCGAGGAGAGCGCUUCCGGCCUCGUUCCUUCCGGCAGGGCUGAAGCUGAGCUGCCUCUCCUCGCCUCGGGUGUCGCGAGAAGGACGUCGCCGCGUCUUGUCCCGUCCUCUUCCUGCCUCUCUCCUUCCUCACCGAGAGCGUGAGAAGAAGCCUCCGCCGCGUUUCUCCUGGGUUGAGUUGGGCCUGCUUUUGGUACCGCCGCCUCCGACGACGCCAUGCCGAAGAAUAAAGGUAAGGGAGGUAAAAACAGAAGGCGAGGUAAGAAUGAAAAUGAAUCAGAAAAAAGAGAACUGGUGUUCAAAGAAGAUGGACAAGAGUAUGCUCAAGUUAUCAAAAUGCUGGGGAAUGGUAGACUGGAAGCAUUAUGUUUUGAUGGUGUAAAGAGGUUAUGCCAUAUCAGAGGAAAACUGAGGAAAAAGGUUUGGAUAAAUACAUCAGAUAUCAUAUUGGUGGGUUUGAGAGAUUACCAGGAUAACAAGGCUGAUGUAAUUCUAAAGUACAAUGCAGAUGAAGCCAGAAGUCUGAAGGCAUAUGGAGAACUCCCUGAACAUGCCAAAAUUAAUGAAACUGAUACAUUUGGGCCUGGAGAUGAUGACGAAAUCCAGUUUGAUGACAUUGGGGAUGAUGAUGAAGACAUUGAUGAUAUCUAAAUGGAGCAGAGGUAUACAUUCCAACUUUGCACCUCAAGAUUUUUUUUCAAAUCUCUAUCUUUAAGAAGACUGAAACGGCACAUUUGUAGUAACUAAAAACAAAUUUCUGCCCAUUCUUUUAAGUAUUUAUAUUUCUGUAAAAAACAGAUAAUGUUUGAUUCACAAAAGUUAAAUGAAAUAUUACAACUAUUUUUCUCUCUUUUCCAUAGACUUUUGCAUCUGUAUGUAAAUACACUAUAAAUCCCCUCAUUUGCUUCAUCUGCUUUUACCACUCAAGUUCACUAAACCUGCUUUUUGAAAGAAAAAAAUGUCCUUAUCAUGGAUUUGAUUAAAUACCAACUCAGGUUUAGUGUCCAACCUGCUAGUGCUGUGUCUUUUCUGUAGUGUCCUUUAAAGUCAGCUUGUAAGAUUUUCAUAACAAAAAGGACAUAAGUCUUCAUUAAAAUCCAUCAUAGCUGAAUCUGCUUUUUAAAGUUUUAGUUGCCUGUUAUUUUUGUACUGCUUUUGAUAAUAAAUUUCCUCUCUUUCACAGAUGAGCUUGCCAUAGUGGAGAAAAAUAAAUUCUAAAAAAAUUA
Messenger RNA from Anolis sagrei ordinatus, 1227 nucleotides. RefSeq names its product eukaryotic translation initiation factor 1A X-linked (gene EIF1AX). Gene Ontology annotation, cellular component: cytoplasm. Lineage: Eukaryota; Metazoa; Chordata; Lepidosauria; Squamata; Anolidae. The record is from RefSeq and is a predicted model, not a curated record. Gene Ontology annotation, biological process: translational initiation. Gene Ontology annotation, molecular function: translation initiation factor activity; RNA binding.